AAAGAUAGAAAGAGUAAAGCAAAAGCAGAGAGAAUAAACUCUCUUAAUUCGCUUCUUUGCCAAGCAAACUCACACAAAACCUUCUCAAUUUCUUUAUUUUUUCUUCUCCUUAAGCAAACUCAUCAAAAAUGUCUGAUUCGAUUCACCGGAGAAAAGCUCCGACUCCCGUUGGAAAUGGUGGCCGGAGCUCUAGAACGAGUCGACGUACGUCUUCACGGUGCGUUUCCGAUAAGAAUAAUCGUUCCAAAUCGACGAAACACGUUUUCGAGAGAAGCUUCUCGGAGCCGAGCCUCAUCAAUCGUCGCCGUGAAGGAGACAGUAGUGAUUUGCGGCGACCGUCUCCGAUGAGAGGUUUGCAGACGGAAGAAUCUCAAUCUGAACCGAUCGUUUACUUGCCUAGGAUUCGCUCUGAGGUUUUCGCUUCUUCUCCGACGUUAACGAGCUUAUCUUCGCCGCCGUCGUCUUCAUCUCCGAUCAAUCAAGAGGGUAAUAAAAGAGAAGCACCGAAAGUAGUAAUCAAUGUAGCAGUAGAAGGAAGUCCUGGACCUGUAAGAGCAAUGGUUAAAUUGAGUUCCAAUGUCGAAGAAACGAUCAAGAUCGUAGUGGAUAAGUACUGCGAAGAAGGACGAACACCGAAGCUCCAUCGAGAUUCUGCUUUCGAAUUGCAUCAGUCACAUUUCAGCAUCCAGUGUUUGGAGAAAAGAGAAAUAAUCGGAGAAUUAGGAAGUAGAAGCUUCUACAUGAGAAAGAAAGCUCAUGAUCAAACCGGAGGUUCGUUCACUAAGAUAGCUCCGGUGAGAACUAGCCUUAUUCCGUCGUCAAAUUUGAUCGGAUCGUGCAUAGCUCAGUUCAUUGGGAAAAUCAUAAGGAGAACGAGAAAGAUAUGGAACAUAUUGGUAUGUGUGCAAUGAGAUAGAAGACCAAAGUACACUUUUGAGCGUGGCACAUAAAAUAUUUUAGUUUGUGUUGUUGCUUCAGAAUAAUCAAGAGCACUUCAUUGUUUAUAUAAAAAACUGUGCUAUAUAUAUAGUUUACAGAUUUAUUAUA
Messenger RNA from Capsella rubella, 1047 nucleotides. RefSeq lists its product as uncharacterized. Lineage: Eukaryota; Viridiplantae; Streptophyta; Magnoliopsida; Brassicales; Brassicaceae. The transcript has 3 exons. The record is from RefSeq and is a predicted model, not a curated record. The coding region runs from base 129 to 911 and encodes 260 amino acids.